UGCUAAUUGAACUGAAAAUACUGAAGUUUAUAAGUAUAUACAUUUUCAAGAAAGAAAAAAAAACGUAUUCUAGGAAAAAGAAAGAGUAAAGUUAUGUAUCAAAUAAAAAUUAUGUUAUUUUAAGUUAUCGAUCACUUUAUAACUAUAAUUGUAACAACGUAAAACAAAAGAAGCAAAUUACAAUAGCAAAAAAAUUGCCUUUAUAAAACAACCGGAAAACCAUCACAUUCAUUUAACUAUCACUACACCGCAGCAGAGUAGAUACACAGGAACGUUGUAUUCAAAAUGAAAAUAUUUGAUAUUGUUUUGCUUUUUCUUUUAUCAUUUGAUAAUACCUAUUGUAUAUCCACUACUGAUUUUUAUUCUUUUGGUUCCGAAAAUGGCGAUACAAAUGCUCCAACAAACGACGAUGGAUCAACAGCUCCAAUACCAGUUAGCAGUCUAUUUCCAUUUUUCAAUCACCAGCACGAUUCUCUUAUUGUUAAUACUAAUGGAGUAAUUUCCUUUCUUGGAACAAUGAGUUCUUACACACCAACUCCAUUUCCUUUAGGCAGUAGCAGAAGAUUGGUAGCGCCAUAUUGGGCUGACAUGGAUACAAGAAAUGGAGGUGACAUAUGGUACCGGGAAACAACAAAUUCUACGUUAUUACAAAAAGCAUCUGUAGAAAUACAAACGAUAUUUCCACGACAAUAUAAUUUUAAAGCAUCAUGGAUGUUCAUCGGUACAUGGAAAGAAGUAGCAUUUUUUGGUGCCGACUCUAAUGGUAAACAGAAGAGAAAUACAUUCCAAUGUGUAUUGAUCACAAAUGGCAGACAUUCAUUCGUUAUGUUUCUAUAUGAUAAGAUUGAAUGGACAACAGGCACGGCUAGUGGUGGGAGCAGUUCAACUGGGCUUGGAGGUACACCGGCACAGGUAGGGUUUGAUGCAGGGGAUGGUAUCAACUACUUUGCAGUAAAUGCUUCUAGAACAGCAGAUAUCAUUAACAUACCACGCAUGUCCAACGUAGAUAUCCCAGGAAAAUAUAUAUUCCGUGUGGAUUCUACGACAAUAGAGCAAGGAGGAUGCAAUGUUAAUGGUACUUUAACAAUAACUCCUCGAGAAGCUUUAAUGUUUGGUGGAACGAGACUAAUUGUUUCUGGACCUUGCUUCAACCUGGCCAAAAAUAUCAAAUUUUAUAUGUCAGAUAACACUGAAGUUUCCUGUCAUUUGUUGACUGAUAUCAGUAUUUCUUGCAUUUCGCCUAUGGUAUACAGAAGUGGAAAAUAUAGAGUUUCAUUGCAUGUACAGCAGUUCUCUCAGACAGUUACCAAAUUCCCAGGAACAUUGACGAUAGUUAAUCCUGCUAUAGCAAGACAAGUUCUGAAAAGGGAACCUAAGCUAUGGAAGUACAAUAGUCUAGUUAGUGUCUAUUGGAACCCAACAGUUUUAAAUUUCCCGAGCGACGAAGUAAUCAGUCUACAUCUGUAUACUAUAACGAAAGAAAACCUAAUAUAUCCUGUAUUGACCUACCAUUCCAAGAUAUCAGCAUUGAACUCUACAGUGUUUGCAAAUGGGAGGCAUACUUUCAAUCUACAGUUUUCAAACGACGCAGGAAUAAUCAAAAUGUCAACAAACAAUCCAAAAAGUCCAUACUAUUGGUCAGACAUGUUUACUGUUAAUGUAAACCGUCAGCAAAGUCAGACAAGUUGUUAUGAAUGGUGGAGCAAGGACUUAAACCAACAAACAAUUAACAGUAAAGACGUCAACCCAUGUCCUUGUACACUUGAUGUAGCUAACAUAGAUUCAGCAAGGUUUAGUGUCGAUCCACAGUGUUAUAAGAUAGAGGGAUCUGAAUUUUUUUGUCAGUUUCAAACACAUGCUAAAGUUUGUUAUCGUCUGAAUAUACCAUCCAGGUCAUAUGGAUAUGACCAUCAGUGUUGUUAUGAUAAGACCGGUGUGUUGAUGAAUCCAAAUGGAGAUUCGACGGAUGGUAGUGGAUAUGUCAACAGAUAUCACUUUCAAGGGAGCAACGACGCAAAUGUUCCUUUUCUUUCUAAUUUUGUUUAUGACGUUGUACCAUACAUGCAUUGUUGUAUGUUCCCUUUUCAAGAUUUCGAGCCUGACGAAAUGGAUAUAGCACGAAAGCAAUGCUCAUUAUUUUUUAACAGGAGACCACCGAAUUCAUGCAUGAAUUACAUUCCGCCAAGACCAGCUAGAGUAACCGGUGAUCCCCAUUUUGUAACAUUCGACGGACAAGCAUAUACAUUUAAUCCAGUUGGUGAAUUUUCAGCACUUUCAAAUGGAAAUUUUUCCUUGCAGCUGCGAAUGGAACAGUAUUCCAAUGCUCGAGCCAGUUCUGUAACUUCAUUUGUGGCGCAACCUUAUCCAACAGCUGAUGUUAUUGAGGUACAACCGAACACCAUUCGUGGAAUUGAUGUUUUGGUAAAUGGAGAAUUGGUUGAUUUUAAUUCUUCGGAAAGUAUGUCUGCUUCGGUCAUAUCUGCAGAGGGAUCAACAAUAGUCAAAACAUCGGACAGUCCACCGACGAUUAUAGCUACCUUUUACACAGAAGACAUCUCUAUUAAGGCAUCCAGUGCAAUGAACCUUCUUAAUUUAGUAAUAAUGACAUCCCCAGACCGACACACAGGAAAUCUAUCUGGUCUCUUUGGAGAUAACGACGGAGACGCAGGAAAUGAUUUGCAUUCCAAGGACAAUGAGUUAACACAAGGAAACGCUUCAAUGGUCGCAAUUCAUAAUAACUUUGGAUUAUCAUGGAGAGCUGCAGAAAAUGAAUCAUUAUUCACCUACACAGGUGGCAGAACUUACGAGUCAUAUCAGAAUUUGAACUUCAUUCCUACAUUUGAUAUACCUGAUAAUAUUGAUCCCACAAUAACACACCUGUGUAAUUCAAAUUCAGACUGUAUAUAUGAUUAUUACGUGACUGGAAAUCCUAUAUUUGCCGAAAUGUCGGCAAACGCAUCUGAUGACUUUGCAAGAAUUUCUAAUUAUACUAUUCCAGUUGCUACAUGUGGAUUCCCAUCAAACGUAAGUGAUGCAGUUUGGGUAGCGGACGGCUACACAGAGGGAUCAUCAGCAAGAUUAUUAUGCAACCGAAACUUUUUCCAAGUAGACGUAGUGAUAACAUGCACGCCUUCUGGAAACUGGUCAGACUUCAAUGUUACUUGUAUGUCAUUACCAGAGUGUGGAAAACCUCAAUUGGUAGCAAAUGGAUAUUGGGUACCCGUAGAAGGAACUGAUGGACGAAAGGCUACUCUUCAAUGCAAAGAUGGUUAUUAUAUGCCAAUUGAAAAAGUCCGAAUAAUCUGUUCAUUAAAUGGCACGUGGACAUACGUUGAAGUAAAAUGCAAUAUAGUGACAACUUCUUCGUCAUCAACGGUAUCAACAUUAGAACACAUAACCUCUAACCGAAAUACAUUUAUUAGUCAAACAAACAAUACAGAACCUCAAACAAUAACUACAGAACAAGCUACAAUAAUUAAGGCUUCCACUGUAGAACAAUCUUCAACAACUAAUGCUACUAUUACAACUGAUGGCACAUCUUUCUCGAAUGACGGUUUAGUUACUUCUACAGCAGAAAAAGUAUCAACAAGCUACCAACAUGGAGAGAUAGAUUCGACAAGAAGUGUAUCAACCUCAAUCUAUAUAUCAACAAUAAAACAAGACAAACAAGAAUCGACAACUAUAUUUCAACGUAGAAGAUCAACGACUGAAACAACUGAAUCGUCGACUACGUCAUCUAUUAAAGAGCCAAAACCCGAAAUGACAUCCGAUGCAUCUAGACCAUUUGCACCAUAUAAGUACAACACGUUUACGAUUUUAACUUUGACAGCUUGUAUAGUUGUUAUCAUCAAAACUAUUAUGUAUUAUUAGUGUAAUGGAUUAACAAAUAUCGAUUUUUUUAUCGCAGCAAAUUCUUUGUUUUUAAGAUUGUCUUUUACUAUAUACAUAAUCUGUAAAAAAUCCUUCUGACUGUAUAUUAGUCUUAAAUGGUAAUAUUUAUUUUGGUUAUCCUACAGAAUAGAAAAAAAAGCCUUAUAUAAUUGGAAAAGCAGAUACCUAAUACAAUGGGACAAAGUCCAUACUUUACGAUGAAGCAUUAAUUUUACGAUUUCGAAAGAUAUCUUCAUAGGAACACUUCAACGCGUACAUUUCUUUAAAUUAAAGUAACUUCCUUGGUGGUUUCGUGCUUCUCUCGAGUGUGAGAGGUCUUGGGUUCAAUCCACGGCCGAGUCGAACCAAAAUUUUGAAAAUUGGUAGUUGCUGUCUCUCCGCUAGUUACGCAAGCAGCAUGUAGGAGUAAAAGCAAAGACUGGUUGGCUCGAAGUCAGAAUAAUGUGUCUGGGUAGAGUAGUAUAUCUUCUCUGUGGACUUUUACCCGAUGAACUAGUACGUUAAAAAUCAGGCUCAGCCUUUCGGCCUAGUACAAAGCAGGAUUUAUAUUGAUAUAACAUUAUCAUGUUCUCGUCUUGAAUAUGCAUCUAAUUUGCCAUUGGACGUUUAACACCCACCCAUCAUCAUCAUAUGGUAAAGUAACAGUAACGUCGUUUCAUUUACAUUUGGAAUCGACAUAAUAUAUAUUUUAUUGUACAAUUAAUUUACAGUAAAAAUAUCAAACGGA
Mytilus californianus (California mussel) is the source of this 4618-nucleotide messenger RNA. Its product is annotated as protein mesh-like. Gene Ontology annotation, biological process: cell-matrix adhesion. The record is from RefSeq and is a predicted model, not a curated record. The transcript has 17 exons. Bases 286 to 3870 code for a protein of 1194 amino acids. Lineage: Eukaryota; Metazoa; Mollusca; Bivalvia; Mytilida; Mytilidae.